Melopsittacus undulatus (budgerigar) is the source of this 1324-nucleotide messenger RNA. RefSeq names its product oxidoreductase like domain containing 1 (gene OXLD1). Bases 16 to 567 code for a protein of 183 amino acids. Lineage: Eukaryota; Metazoa; Chordata; Aves; Psittaciformes; Psittaculidae. The transcript is spliced from 3 exons. The record is from RefSeq and is a predicted model, not a curated record.
CAGUGGGACACCGGGAUGUGGGCACACCGGGAUGUGGGCACACCAGUGGGGCACUGGGAUGUGGGCACCAGGACCCGAGCAUGGAGGGACACAGGGACCAGGACACGGCAGGAUACCGGACACCUGAGCUGUCACUCAGGCGGGACCGGAAGGGGGCCCAGAGCCCGGAUGUUGUUGCGCGGAGCCCGGGGGCUGGCGGGGGCGCGUCGGGGGGAGCCCCCGGAUGGCACCAGCGGCAGUGGGGGGGGGCUCGGGGCAGGGCCCCCCCUGUCCCACCGCCCCCACACCUCCAGCACUGGGGAGCACUCGGACACCCCAGCAGAGGACAGCAGCACCGCAGGGAGCGGGGGGGGACCCCGAGGUGCCGAAGGGCUCCCCCCGGCCCCGACCCACUGCUGCGGCACCGGCUGCCCCACAUGCGUGUGGGUCACGUACGUGGAGGAGCUGCUGCGGCAGUGCCAGGACGGAGGCGCCCGCGCCCUGGCGGCCGUGGAGGAGCACGUGGAGGACGAGAACGUCAAAGCCGUGCUCAGGAUGGAGAUCAGGCUGCGCAUGGGGAAGCACUGAGCACCCCCCGGCCCCACUGAGCCUAUGGGGACACCCCCCAUAAGAGCCUCUGCAUGUCCAAACAGGGCUGUGCUGGUUGGAAGUGUGUCUGUGUGUGCUGGGCUGGGCACAUCCUGACCCCCCAGGCCCUGAGCGGCAUCACCCCAUGGGCCGGCAGCGGCUCCGUGUGCUGAGCGCCCUGCGCCGGUCAGUCCCAUCCAAGGGCAGUGGUGCUUCCCCCCCCCCAACCCCGUCACUGCUCUCGCCCUGUCCUUGUGCUCCCAGCCUGGGCUUUAAGCACCGUUGUGAGUGGGGAGGGUUGGGACCCAGCACCAGACCCCCCCUCCCUGCGGCUCUAAGCCUCUUAGGGGCUUCUGCGGUGUGAAGGGAGGCAGAGGCUGUGUGCGGCCCCCAGCACGUGGGGCUGCAGCCUCCAAGGGCACCAGCGCUCAGGUCACAGCCAAAGGGCUGCUCCUGAUGCCCUUUCCUCCUCCGUUGCCUUUGUUUCCAUGUUAAACCCCAUCAGUUUGGCUCAGCUCAUCCCUGCUCCAUCCUGCCCGUCGGGGCCAUCGGGAUGAGCUUCCCCAAGGAGCCACGAAGCCUUGGAGCUGAGCUAGAGGCAGCCAUUGAGCCCAGGGCCCUGCUCUGUGCCAGAGGAGGAGCUGGUUCUGCUGCCUCCAUAGGAAACACACCCAGAUCCCUGUAAUCCUCUUGGUGGAGUCCAACUAAUUGCAAUUAGCGGCAGGGGCUGAAGUUCAAUUAAAGUGUACUGAGAUCA